UUUGUUUGUUGCUCUAUAAAUCCAUUUCUUGUUAUCACUACACUCACUCCACAUCUCCUGCGGUUCCGAUCCUCCGGUUCCUCUCCUGCAUUCCUCUCUCGAAAGGGGUUAUCCUUUCCCAUCAUGUCGGAUCUUCAGGCUCCCUUGCGUCCCAAGAGGAAAAAAAUUUGGGUGGACUAUUUUGUUCACUUCCGAUGGAUUAUUGUCAUUUUUGUUGUCCUUCCUAUCUCCUUCACUUUGUACUUCCUCACAUAUCUUGGAGAUGUCAGAUCUGAAUCGAAAUCUUUCAAGCAGCGUCAGGAGGAACAUAAUGAAAAUGUCAAAAAAGUCAUAAAACGUCUCAAAGAGAGGAACCCAUCAAGGGAUGGCCUUGUCUGCACAGCCCGAAAACCAUGGAUUGCUGUUGGAAUGAGAAAUGUUGACUAUAAGCGGGCUCGGCAUUUUGAAGUUGAUCUUUCAGCUUUCAGAAAUGUCCUGGACAUUGACAAAGAGAGAAUGAUUGCCAGAUGUGAACCCCUAGUCAACAUGGGGCAGAUUAGCAGGGUUUGUGUCCCAAUGAAUCUUGCCCUUGCUGUGGUUGCUGAGCUUGAUGAUCUUACAGUUGGUGGCCUCAUCAAUGGCUAUGGAAUUGAAGGAAGCUCUCACAUUUAUGGCCUAUUCUCUGACACUGUUGUGGCUUAUGAAAUCAUUUUGGCUGAUGGGCGGCUAGUUAGAGCUACCAAAGACAAUGAGUACUCUGAUCUUUUCUAUGCCAUUCCAUGGUCUCAGGGAACACUGGGGCUUCUUGUUGCCGCUGAGAUCAAGCUUAUACCCAUUAAGGAAUACAUGAAGUUGACUUACAAACCAGUAGUGGGAAAUCUGAAAGACCUUGCACAGGGUUAUUUGAAUUCUUUUGCUCCCAGAGACGGAGAUCAGGAUAAUCCUGAGAAGGUUCCAGACUUUGUAGAAACCAUGAUUUACAAUCCUACUGAAGCUGUGUGUAUGACAGGGAGAUAUGCCUCAAAAGAAGAGGCUAAGAAGAAAGGAAACGUGAUUAACAGUGUUGGGUGGUGGUACAAGCCCUGGUUCUAUCAACAUGCACAGACAGCCCUAAAGAAAGGGGAGUUUGUGGAGUACAUCCCAACCAGGGAAUAUUACCAUAGGCACACUAGGUGUCUGUAUUGGGAGGGAAAACUUAUUCUUCCAUUUGCAGAUCAAUGGUGGUUUAGGUUUUUGUUUGGGUGGUUGAUGCCACCAAAGGUUUCUCUCCUCAAGGCUACUCAAGGUGAAGCUAUCAGAAACUAUUACCAUGAGAUGCAUGUAAUUCAGGACAUGCUUGUCCCGCUGUACAAAGUUGGGGAUGCUCUAGAAUGGGUACAUCAUGAGAUGGAGGUAUACCCAAUUUGGCUCUGCCCACACCGAUUGUACAAGCUUCCUGUCAAAACAAUGAUAUAUCCUGAACCAGGCUUUGAGCUGCAUCGCAGACAGGGUGACACACAUUAUGCCCAGAUGUACACAGAUGUGGGGGUGUACUAUGCGCCAGGGCCUGUCUUGAGGGGUGAGAAGUUUGAUGGUGCAGAAGCAGUUCGCCGAAUGGAGAACUGGUUGAUUGAAAACCAUGGAUUCCAGCCACAAUAUGCAGUGUCUGAGCUGACUGAAAAGAACUUCUGGAGGAUGUUUGAUGCUGGGCUUUAUGAGCACUGCAGAAAGAAGUAUGGAGCAGUGGGGACUUUUAUGAGUGUUUACUACAAAUGCAAGAAGGGGAAGAAGACCGAGAAGGAAGUGCAGGAGGCGGAGCAAGCACAACUUGAGACACCUUAUGCUGAGGCUGAUUGAUUAGCUUAGCUUAACAUUUAGCUAGAGCACUGGUUUUGAAGUAAUGAAUUUUAUGGUAGGAUUCUUGCAAUUUUUUUUUUCAAGUUGUCUUGUGCUUGUCUUUGCAUUUAUUUCCUUGUGCCUGCUCAACGAAUGUGAUGGUUGCUCAAUUUUUAUGCUGUAAUGGUUUAUGGUCUCCUUGAAUAAUGUGACUGAUCUUCUCCGGUAUGGAGCAAUGCAUUUCAUUUAUUUGGGCCGCCUUCAAUCA
Molecule: messenger RNA, 2062 nt
Organism: Vitis riparia (riverbank grape)
Lineage: Eukaryota; Viridiplantae; Streptophyta; Magnoliopsida; Vitales; Vitaceae
Product: delta(24)-sterol reductase
Exons: 3
Coding region: 124-1815 (563 amino acids)
Biological process (GO): steroid metabolic process
Cellular component (GO): cytoplasm; membrane
Molecular function (GO): FAD binding; oxidoreductase activity, acting on the CH-CH group of donors, NAD or NADP as acceptor
Source: RefSeq, a predicted model, not a curated record